This is a messenger RNA of Stegodyphus dumicola, 969 nucleotides long. RefSeq names its product negative elongation factor B (gene NELF-B). Gene Ontology annotation, biological process: negative regulation of transcription elongation by RNA polymerase II. Gene Ontology annotation, cellular component: NELF complex; nucleus. NCBI's taxonomy places the organism in Eukaryota, Metazoa, Arthropoda, Arachnida, Araneae, Eresidae. The record is from RefSeq and is a predicted model, not a curated record.
GAGAUCUUUCAAUGACCUUAUGUGAUCCCUAUGCUAUAAACUUCCUUGCUACUUCUGCAUUAAAGAUAAUAACAUAUCUUAUUGGCCAAGAAGGAUAUGCUAGAGAAAAUGCUGUUCUUGUUUUAUUGCUGCGUAUGUUAGCAUUAGGACUGCAAGCCUGGGAUAUGAUUAGUACUCAAGUGUUCAAAGAACCAAAACUGGAUGCCCAGCUUGUGACAAAGUUUCUACCUUCUCUUAUGUCCUUAAUGGUUGAUGAUCAGAUCCGUGCUAUCAAUGCGAAACUUCCCCAAGAUGAUCGUGAAUCAGCAAUUACAACAAUAGAGCAUUUUGGUCCUCCUCCUGAUGCAUACCAAGCAUACAUCCAAGAAAAUGGUGUGGCGUCUGUUUUAGCAAUGUAUUAUACAUUACAAAAUGCACGUCAAAAAGAUCGUCAUGGUUUAAUGAGAGUACUGGGUACUUUAGCUCUUUGUGAAAAUGAUCGCGCAUUUGAAGAUCCAUUCCUAAAUAGCCUCAUUUCUUGCCUUGUGACAAAUUUGAUUGAUGAGUUUUCAGCAGAAGACUUUUGUACUGUGGUGUUUGAUGAAUUUUUCCUGACAGGAUUAGCUAGAGAGAGUGUAGUCAAACACAUUUUAAAACUUCUGUAUUAUGUCUAUACUAAAUUACCUCCAAGUAGAUUGGAUGGUGUUAUGAAAGCUUUACAACCAUGUGCACAGCAUUAUGAAGGCAUCCAACCAUUAUUUCAAGAAAUACAAAAAUUGCUGAAAAAUCAUCAGCCUAUUUGCAUUCCUAAACAGAUGGAAGUUGACUCACCCCUGUUAAGUGUUCCUACACCUGCUCCUGUUUGAACUAUGAAAUAUGAUUGAAGAACUAGACUGCUCGAAACUCAUUGGAAAGGUUCCUUGCAACAAUGUAGCAUUACAAGAGAUGGAUAGAAUGAGAAAUUAUAGACUAUCAUCAGCUUCAUAAAUC